Tarenaya hassleriana is the source of this 1138-nucleotide messenger RNA. RefSeq names its product protein SRG1-like. Lineage: Eukaryota; Viridiplantae; Streptophyta; Magnoliopsida; Brassicales; Cleomaceae. The record is from RefSeq and is a predicted model, not a curated record. Bases 1 to 1032 code for a protein of 343 amino acids. The transcript has 4 exons.
AUGGAGAAGCCAAAGUUCAAGACUGUCCAAGAAGUCCUCGCCGGCGGCGAAAGCUUUCCGGAGAGGUACAUCUGUAAACCCACCGGAGACGGCGAAUCUCUCGACGGACCGGUGCCGGAGAUGGAUAUUCCGGCGAUCGAUCUCAGCCUCCUCCUCUCUUCUUCCCCUGAAGAGCUGACUAAACUUCGGUCCUCUCUCUCCACCUGGGGCGUUGUUCAGGUAAUGAAUCAUGGAAUGAGGGAAGAGAUCGUAGACAAAAUGCAAGAACUCUCGAGGCAGUUCUUCGCUCUGCCAACCGAAGAGAAGAAGAAGUACGAAAGGGAGACGGGCAGUAUCGAAGGGUAUGGAAGCGACAUGAUAUUGUUCGAUGAUCAAGUUCUUGAUUGGAACGACCGCUUGUUUCUCACUACUCAUCCCGAAGAUCAGCGCAAGCUCGAAUUCUGGCCCGAAAUCCCCGUCGGAUUCAGGGAAACUCUGCACGAAUUCACCGAGAAGAACCAACAAGUGUGUGAGCAAUUCCUCAUGGCCAUGGCGAGAUCGUUGGAGCUAGAUGAGAAUCGCUUUCUACGGAUGCAGGGCGAUAACGCGAUGUUGAAUGCAAGAUUCACAUUCUAUCCUCCGUGCCCUAAACCCGACAAAGUCCUCGGCAUCAAGCCUCACGCCGACAGCUCAACAAUCACGCUUGUCUUACCAGACAUAGAAGUUGAAAGUCUUCAGUUCCUCAAAGAUGGGAAGUGGUACAAACCUCCGAUUGUCCCCGCAACCAUUCUGAUCGUCGUCGGUGACCAAAUCGAGAUAAUGAGCAACGGGAUAUACAAGAGCCCGAUGCAUAGAGUGGUGGCGAACAUGGAGAGAGAACGAGUGUCCGUGGCGACGUUUUGCAGUCCGGAUCCAGAGAGAGACAUCCAGCCUGUGGAGGAGUUGGUGACGGAGACAAGUCCGAGGUUGUAUAAGACAAUGAACAAGUAUGUCGACAUCUACUUCGAGAACUAUCAACGCGGACGACGACCCAUCGAAUCUGCAAUUUUGUAACUAAAAAAGAAGCUUUCAUACAAAAGUUUUGAAAGUUUUGUAAAUAGUUAAUGCAAUUGGGUAUCCGAUAUAUAGACCUGAUUACUUAUAUAUUGUUUUUUAUCUC